This is a messenger RNA of Coniophora puteana RWD-64-598 SS2, 2013 nucleotides long. Its product is annotated as acid protease. Gene Ontology annotation, molecular function: aspartic-type endopeptidase activity. Gene Ontology annotation, biological process: proteolysis. The record is from RefSeq and is a predicted model, not a curated record. Bases 133 to 1419 code for a protein of 428 amino acids. The transcript has 4 exons. Lineage: Eukaryota; Fungi; Basidiomycota; Agaricomycetes; Boletales; Coniophoraceae.
CGACCGUCUCGUUUUCUCCAUCUCUCUUCGUAGUCUCACCAAGACUCUGUCGCUCACUUGAAACUUACGGGUCACACCCACCUCAUACAUUCCUUCGAACAACUUACCUGAACAAGAACAAUCCAAGAAACCAUGCAUUUCACCCAGUCCUUUGUCCUCGCCGCCAUGCCCUUCCUCGUCGCGGCUGCCCCGUCGCUGCACUCGCCCUCCAUCCCGAUCGCAAAGGCGAGCGGUCUCAUCGACACCGUCACAGGCGCCAUCGACAAGCUGCUCCUCCAGAACCACGUCGAGAACACCCUCGCCAAAGUCGCGCUCGGCAUGGAGGCCUACCAGAAGAACACCGGCGCGCCCCACCCGCUGUGCGACGACGCCACCAUGGCCGCGUCCGCCCAGAACGCUGCCAAGGCCAAAGCCCGGCGCGACGGCGGCCAGAACGGAUCCAUCCCCUUGACCGACAUGAAGAACCAGCUGUGGUACGGGAACGUGUCCGUCGGGACGCCCGCCCAGACCUACUCCGUCCUCUUCGACACGGGCAGCAGCGACAUGUUCCUCGCGGGGCCCAACUGCGGCACCACCUGCGCCGGACACGCCAUCUACGACCCCGCGCAGUCCUCGUCCUCCGCGUCCACGGGGAAGAACUUCACGCUCGCGUACGGCGGCGGCGCGACCGUCAAAGGCGGGCAGUACACGGACACCGUCGCGCUCGCGGGGCUCCGCGCGACGAACCAGACGUUGGGCGCCGCGACGAUGUACUCGCCGCAGCUCGGGAAAGGCACGUUCCCCGCGGACGGGCUGCUCGGGAUGGGCUUUGAGGAGAUCUCGAAUUUCCCUGCGAGCCCGGUGUUUUCGACGCUCGUGAACGAGUCUGCGUCCGCGGCGCCGGUGUUUGGGUUUAAGCUUGCGCAGAGCGGGGACGGGCCGGAGUUGUAUGUCGGCGGGACGAAUGCGCAGCUGUAUACGGGCGAGUUUACGUAUGUGCCGCUGGAGGACAAGGGGUGGUGGCAGAUCAAGGCGGACUCCAUCGAUGCGUCGACCGGGAGUGGCGGGAACGCGACGCUGCAGGAGGUGCAUGCGAUCGUGGACACGGGCACGACGCUUAUUAUCGGCGAUCCGGCGCAGGUCGACACGUUCUACGCGUCGCUGGGCGCGAAGAACGCGACGGAGCUCGGGCAGGGCUUUUAUUCCUUCCCGUGCGACGCCUUCCCCGACGUGAGCAUCACCCUCGGCGGCAAGGCAUUCGCGAUCUCGAAGGAGUCGUUCAACUUCGGUCCUGUGGCCGCGGGCGCGAGCGAGUGCGCGGGCGGCAUCAUUGGCCAGGCGGGCGCGCCGUUUUGGAUCCUCGGCGAUGUGUUUUUGCAGAAUGUGUAUACGGCGUUUGAUUAUGGGAAUGCGCAGGUUGGGUUUGCGCAGCUCGCUUGAGCGGCGGCGGCUUGAUGGGAGAUGUGUGGACUGUAUCAUCGCUUGUCGCUUUUCGCUUUUUCGUUCCUUCGUUGUGUUGAAUGUGUAGCUCGUUGGAGAUGACGCGUACCGUUCACAUUCGUAUUGUUGAUGUUUUGUAUACCGGGAUUUUCAUCGUUAUACCCCCUCGCUUUGCGUUUAUCGAUAUCCUUUUAUCCACAAGUGUGUUCUGCGUGAUUUUGAGUGUCUUUCUUUGGGUAUCGUAUUCAACCAAGGACUACAUUUGUGAGCACUCUAAGUCGAUUCGCAAUGCACCGCCCGGAAGGAGCAUGGGGAGAUUCGAGUCGAAAUCCACUAGCACCCCACCCCGCCUUCUCAUUGAACACCGGCCCCCUUCCCAUCCAAAACACAGAAUCACCGCCCCUUGCUCUCCCGCUCCGCCCUUACCCCAGCCCGCACAUAUCGCGCACAGCGGAACGCCAUGUCGACCGCGAUGCCCAGCGGGAGCAGCAGGAAAGGGAUGUAGCUGAAGAGCAGCAUCGCGCGCUGCGCAGACGUGAUUGCGGGGGGCGAGCCGGCGAGGUCGGAGAGCGCGUACGCCGUGCCGGCGGGGAG